GUGUUGUUAUUUUGGUUGUGGUCUUGUCUUCUUUCUUCCCUCAACCACACACAUGCGUAAGUGCACACUCUAUGAAAUUGAGGUAGGAUGGAAUCGGAGCCAAUUCCCGGUAAUUUGCAACAUACCUGGGUAAAUCCUGACAGCCCAGUCUUUAAAUAUAUUUUAUCAGCAUGUGCGGCUACGGUAGCUGAAACUGGUACCUUUCCAUUGGACUUGACCAAAACCCGUCUUCAAAUACAAGGGGAAGUUUCUGUAAGUGCCAACAAAGGCCAUCAUGCUGUCCCCUACCGUGGAAUGGUACAAACUGCUGUGGGUGUGGUUCGAGAAGAAGGUGUGUUAAAACUGUGGCAAGGGGUCACACCAGCUAUCUACAGGCAUAUUGUAUAUACCGGAUGCAGAAUGGGAGCGUAUGAAUACAUUCGUGAAAACAUCCUGGGUAAAAAUGAGGAUGGAAGUUUUCCUGUAUGGAAAGCUGUUUGUGGAGGACUAUCAGCUGGAGCUAUUGGACAGUUCAUUGCUAGUCCAGCUGAUCUGGUCAAAGUUCAAAUGCAGAUGGAAGGAAGGAGGGUACUGGAAGGCAAGCCGCCAAGGAUAAAAGGAACAUUCCAUGCAUUCACUAGAAUUUUAAAAGAGGGAGGAAUAAGAGGAUUAUGGAAGGGCUGGGUUCCAAAUGUUCAAAGAGCUGCAUUAGUCAACAUGGGAGACCUGGCAACGUAUGAUACAACAAAACAAAUAAUUUUAAGAAACACAGAUCUGACAGACAACUGGUUAACACAUACGCUUGCAAGUACAUGUUCUGGUCUUGUAGCAGCUACCUUAGGAACACCAGCGGAUGUGGUUAAAACAAGGAUUAUGAACCAACCAACCGAUGCCAAUGGCAAAGGAUUACAAUACAAAUCAUCAUUAGAUUGUUUACGGAAAACUGUAGGAAAAGAAGGAUUCAUGGCAUUAUAUAAAGGAUUCUUCCCUAUUUGGGCUAGAAUGGCACCAUGGUCUUUAGUAUUCUGGUUGUCUUAUGAAGAGAUUCGAAAACUUGCUGGAGUGAAGUCAUUUUGAACUUGAAGAAUUGUAUCUUACUGGGCUGACAGUAUAGUGAAGUAUCAUAAUGGAAGGAAUGCGGCAUUCCAGAAGAAGGAAAAUGUAUUUGAUUGAAGAAAUUACGCGCUGAUAGAGGGCUCACUCAUAAAUGUUCUGUCGUGCAAUGAAAGUAUCAGCAGCAUUGUUUAAACAGAUUAUCACAGACAGCUGAGCACAACGCCGUGUUGUGGCGAAAUCAAUGUAAUUCUGACAGUAAAGACUUGAGAUGAAUCUUCUCUUUAAUGAUGAUCUGCCAUCGAUCACUGUACAAUAAUAAUUGUCUUCCAGUUUUUAAGAGGGAAAACUGAAAAAUAGCUUUAAAUUUGGGGAUUUUAUUUAGAUUUUGAGCAGAACCAAAAAUUAAUCUGUCGUACACUCAGCUAUUGGCUACUGAAACUUAAUAGACUUUUCCAUAGUCAAGCUUAACAAAUGACCAAUCACUACAUUGCCAGGAAUACGACAGGCUUGGGACAAUUGGGGCAGUCACGGGACAAUUGGGACAGUCCCGCACAAUUUUUCUAUUGGGUCCAAUAUUUAUACAAAUAUUGGGUCCACAUUUUGUCGCUCACAUCACGAACUAACCCAAUCAAAGUAGAUUGUGUUAGUUCGUGAAAUCAGAGUAGCGCGUCAAAACGAGCGCGUAUUGGUUGUCAAGCAAUUUUGUAUUCUUUACCACACAAAAAGUCCUUAACAACAACAGCGCAUAUUUUGACGCACUUUCUUGACUUCACGAAAUAACACAAUCUACAUCGAUUGUGUUAGUUCGUGAAGUGAGUGACGAUUUCUAAAAAUGGGUCUAGCUUACGUUGUUUACAAACAAACAAAAUUUAUGCGUAAAAUGGGUCCACAUUUUUUUAAUUUAUGCGUAAAAUGGGUCCAUCCUGAUAUUGUCCCACACGCUGUUUAAAAAUCCUGACUAUGGCAUUGCCCACAAGCAUUACAGGACAUUAAUACUAUCAUUUUGUGGAACCUUAACAACAAUGUCCAUGGGGAAUGCUUAGCGGAACAGUCAAUUUGCAUACAGGUGUGAUUGUCAGUUCAAAUUAUAACUCAUCUAUUAUGUUGACAGCUUAUUAUUGGUACAGUAAAUUUUCGUAUUAUUUUUAUGUCAUCAGUGGUGGAUCCAGGAAUUCAAAAUAAAGGGGGCCAAAGGAGGAACUUGCACAGAUAUAAUGCCCACCUACCUUAGCCCCAAAAAUUGUGAUUAUGGCACAUCUAAAUGACCAGAAAUGGCACUCUUAGACUUAAAUUUGAAAAUAAUUUAUUUUAUUUCUCCUCUUUUUUUUUUUUUUAUAAGCUUGAGUCAUUUAGGGGCCUGUCCUUUAAUUCGCCACUUGUUAUUAUGAAUGAUAAUUUCGGUGACAAAUGUAUAAGGUGCAAUCAAUUUACUUCAAGGGCCAUAGGAUGCAUAGAUAGGGAUGAUGUAUAAUAAUAUUGUAUAGAAAUUAUACACCGUUGGUGUGGAAAAUGACAUUUGUUUGAGGAAAUUUUGCUACAUGACCUUGGUCAUAACAUAAUGCAGCAAAAAUAAAGUCUGCCCAAUGAAUAUUGAA
This is a messenger RNA of Anneissia japonica, 2630 nucleotides long. RefSeq names its product mitochondrial uncoupling protein 4-like. The coding region runs from base 88 to 1056 and encodes 322 amino acids. The record is from RefSeq and is a predicted model, not a curated record. NCBI's taxonomy places the organism in Eukaryota, Metazoa, Echinodermata, Crinoidea, Comatulida, Comatulidae. Gene Ontology annotation, biological process: response to cold. The transcript has 9 exons.